AUGCGUGUGAGUGAAAAGGAAAUUAAGCAAGAGCCGUCGCGGAUUCCAAAUUCAAAAGGAAAACAGCCAUAUUACACAAGGUCAGUGGCUGCAGCAGACAAAAAGAUUAAAAUGAGUACGCCGUUGGAAAGCGAUUGCGAAAUAAGUGGAAAUGAAAAUACGAAAGAAAUGAAAAUUGUGCAAGAACUUGUCGCAACAAGCGGAGAGCAAUGUGGGAAUGCAAGAAGCAACAUGCAGAAUCUUGUCGCAACAAGCGGAGAGCAAGGUGGGAAUGCAAGAAACAACAUGCAGAAUCAUGUCGGGACAAGUGGAGAGCAACGUGGCGCAGCUGGUUUAAUCGAAAGCAGCUCGAUCGACGAAAAUACAAGAACGCUGAAAGAUUUAGUGCAGCUUCUUGCUAUUAAGAUUGGAGCGGAGGAGCGAAACAACGGUUGCUCGAUUACGGCAGAAAGCUUUGCGAAGAUCAUUCCAGAGUUUGACGGAGAGUCCAUGCCGGUUAAAAAUUGGUUUGAAAAUUUUGAGAUGAAUGCGGCAGCCUACGAUCUGAACAUUAAGCAGAUGUAUGUUCAGGCUCGCGCCAAAAUGACGAACACAGCGAAGUUGUUUUUGGACUCUACGUAUGUACACCAAUACUCAGAGAUGCGUAUGCUGAUGGAGACAGAGUUCAGUCGACAAUAUGUGUGCAGCGCGGAUGUACACGAGCAGCUCCGCGACCGCAAGAAACGCAAGCAGGAAUCUUUUCACGAAUACCUACUACAGAUGAAAAAGAUCGCUUCACUUGGCAACAUUGAUGCACGUUCAGUUAUCCGCUAUGUUGUUGACGGCUUGAACAUGAGAAGUGAUUUCAGAUACUCUCUCUACAGUUGCAAGUCUUACAAAGAACUACAGGAGCAGUAUGAGGUGUUCGACCGUGUGGUCGAGAAGCCAUUUAAUCCUAAUGAGGGAAAGUGGACGUCGAGCCAGAAAAAGCAGCACGAGGGACAGCACGACAGGAAGAGUCACUGCUUUAACUGCGGAUCAUUAGAUCAUCAUCGUAAGGACUGCAAGUCUGCUGUAAAAUGCUUCAGUUGCAACAAAGAGGGUCACAUGUCAAGAGAUUGUCCUGGGUCAGCUGCUGGUGUCCAAGUUGUACGCAGCUCAAGUCGCAUGAAAAAUGUCACUAUCAACAAUGUGGCAGUGGAGUGUCUGGUAGAUACGGGAGCCGAUGUAUCUAUACUGCGCAAGUAUAUCUUUAACAAGAUACCAAAUGUUACCCUGGAGAGGUGUGCGUCGAAGCUUCGAGGGCUGGGAAGGAAGAUUACGUGCACAGUUGGCUACUUUUUGGCGGAGGUUGCGGUGGGCAAGGAGAUGACUAGACACAAGUUCGUCGUAGUGGAGGAUGAAGACAUCGAGUAUGAUGCGCUGCUCGGUUUUGAUUUUGUAUCGAAGUUUGACUUUUCGCUGUCGGCCGACGGAUACAAGUUUUCUUCCCCGCUGGGGGAGAAAGCUUGUGAGGAACCAAAUCAGAUGAGUAUUUACAACAUAAUAAAUUCAGAUGAUGAAAUAGAUGUUCCUCCGCAGUUCGCUAAAGAGGUGUCGCUGCUGAUCAAUAACUAUCAAUAACUGAAAUCAUCCCAUUUCGUCAAUCCCCAAGUAGAUUUGCGAUUGCCGAAGAGAAUGACGUAGAAAAGCAGAUCAUCGAAUGGUUAGAUGCUGGAAUCAUUCGCCCAUCUACAUCUAACUUUGCUAGCCGUCUUGUACUGGUUAACAAAAAAGAUGGCACACGGCGUAUUUGCGUCGAUUUUCGAAAGCUGAACUCGAUGGUUUUGAGAGACUGUUUUCCCGUUCCUAUAAUCGACGACGUUCUGCAAAAGCUGCAAAAAGCACGCCUUUUUACUGUAAUGGACUUGGAGAAUGGUUUCUUCCACGUGGCCAUUGAGGAGGAUAGCAAAAAAUUCACAGCCUUCAUCACCAAAUCCGGAUUGUACGAAUUCAAUAGAACCCCGUUUGGAUUUCGGAACUCGCCAGCUGUUUUUAUUCGUUACGUUAAUCACGUGUUCCAAGAGCUGAUGAGCAGAGAUGUACUCGACUUGUACAUGGAUGAUACUGCAGAGCAAUGUUUGGAAAAGAUUAAACUCGUGUUUAACAGAGCUGGAGCGUUUGGCCUGAAGAUAAAGUGGCGAAAAUGUCACUUCUUGCAAAAGAAGAUUUAUUUUUUGGGCCACAACAUUGAGGACGAAAACGUAUGGCCUGGACAGGAAAAGACAGCUGCGGUCAGCAAAUUUCCGGUGCCAAAAAACGUCAGAGCAGUCCAAGCUUUUUUAGGGCUGACUGGAUUUUUCAGAAAAUUUGUAUUGAAUUAUUCGCAGAUUGCACGCCCAUUAACUGACCUGCUGCGAAAAGAUGUUUGCUUUCAAAUGGCCCAUCCGCAGAUGAAUGCAUUCCAUAGUUUGAAGGAUGCGUUGACAAAGGAACCCGUUUUAAAGUUGUAUAUCAGAGCGGCCAAAACUGAAUUACACACGGAUGCAUCAAAAGAUGGAUUUGCAGCGGUUUUAAUGCAGUGGUUCGAUGGCAGACUCCAUCCAAUACAAUACUGGAGUAAGAAGACGUCAGAAGCUGAGUCCCGCCAGCACAGUUAUAUCCUAGAAGCAAAGGCCGUUUACAUAGCGGUGAAGAAAUUUAGACAUUAUCUGCUGGGAUCGCCGUUUAAGCUGGUUACGGAUUGCUCUGCUUUUAAACAAACCCUACAGAAAGCGGAUGUUCCGAGGGCAGUCACGCAGUGGAUUGUUUACCUGCAGGAUUUCGAGUUUGCAGUGGAACAUCGCCCUGGGGAACGGUUGAAGCAUGUGGACUGCCUUAGUCGCAAUCCCGAUCGUGUGAUGCUCGUGUCCUCUGAGAUCACAGCUCGAAUCAAAGUCGCACAAGGAAAAGAUGAGAUGCUACAAUUGUAUAAUUGUAGUGAACAACUGUGUGAGAUGCAUCAUUUUCAACAAGAAACUUGGCAAGAAGGAAGGAUUCCUAAGCUGUAUUGAUAAAGGUGAUCAACCCCUUCACACGCUGCACGUUGAUCAUUUGGGCCCAUGGAUGCUACGGGAAAACAGUACAAGUACAUAUUUGCGAUGGUGGAUUCAUUUACAAAGUUUAUAUGGCUGUUCCCAACGAAAACUACAAGCUGUGAGGAGACACUGAAGAAGUUAAAGAUUUGGUCAGAAGUUUUUGGCAACCCCGUGAGGAUGGUUUCGGACAGAGGCUCCGCUUUCACAGCCAACUUGUUUGCAGAACAUAUGAAGGAAAACGGAAUCGAGCACGUUUGGAGUACAACAGGGGUUCCACGUGGAAAUGGACAAGUUGAAAGGGUGCAUCGUACAAUUUUGUCGAUUAUUUCAAAGAUGUCGGCGGAUGAACCAGCCAAGUGGUUUAAGGCAGUGCCAGACGUGCAGAGAGCGGUCAAUUCACACGUACAUGCAUCAACCAAGAAGUCACCAUUUGACCUGCUAUUCGGAGUGCAGAUGAACAAUAAGCCAAUGGAUCGUAUUCUACAGCUUUUGGAGGAGGAGAUGUAUUUGAAUUUUGACGAGCAACGACAGCAACUGAGAAAGGAUGCAAAGAUCGAGAUUCAACGCGCACAGGAAUCUUAUAAAAGGAAUUUUGACCUUAAGCGGAAACCAGAAGUCGCAUAUAAAGUAGGAGACCUAGUCGCUAUACGCCGGACACAAUUUGUUGCGGGAAAGAAGUUGGCUGGAGAAUAUAUGGGACCGUACGAAGUUUCAACUGUCAAGAGGAACGGCAGAUACGAAGUUCGAAAGGCAGCAGAUUUUGAAGGCCCAUGUAAGACUUCCACAAGUUGUGAUUACAUGAAGUUGUGGAGGUAUGUCCAGGACAAUGAGGAUGAUUGGUCAUCUGGGACAGAUGAAUAGUCAGGAAUGGCCGAAUGUAAGACGGGGUAUUGGGACUUCUCAACAAAAGCAGUACUCGAGUAGAUUUAAGAAGAGAUGCAGAAAAAGUAUUAAGACAGCAGAGCAGCAGCAGAGCGACAGAAGAGAGCAGUAGAAACAGCAGAGCGACAGAAGAGAGAAGCGACAGCAGAGAGCAGCAGCAGAGCGAGAGAAGGGGAUUCGGAGAGUAGAAGUCAGCAGAUACGGACGUCAGAGAACGAGUGAAGAAAGCAGAAAAAACAAAAGCAGAAAACUUAAACUAAACUUGUAACAUUCAUCGUUAAUAAUAAUACUGAUAUUUAAAUACCUAUAAUAAUAAAAACCAAAGUUGAGUAAAUCUCAUCUUACAUACAUAUGUAACUUACAAAUUAAUAAUGCAUGUUCCAGAAACAUAGACGCAGCGCAAGUUAGUUUCCAAAUGCUGCCACGCCCAGUCGAACGUCUAAAAUCCGCCCACACUUUUUGUUAUUUUUUUUAAUUUUUAUUAUUUAUUUCAUAUUUGGAAUGCCGGCGGGACCCAACCUCCAUCAUUCGGGUGGGACGGUCACAGUUCACCAAAGGGGUAUUGACCCCCAAAAUAUGGGAAAUCUAGAAACAUGACACCUAGGUGGGAACACUUUGUAUAGAAGACCGUUGUCCAGAGUAGCUAAGAAAAAGGCUCUAAGCCAGUAUAAAAAGACCUCAACCCGCCCAUAAAGAAUUUAGUUCUCGGGGUUCAGUACUCGAGAUACAUUUCUCGAGAGUCAAUAUUCAAGAGUCGAUUCUCAAGAUUCCCUUCUCGGGAAUCCCAUCCUCGGGAUUCUAUUCUCGGGAAGUCUAUCCACGAGCGGUAUCUACUCAAGUGAAGACUGUCUUAAACGCCAAGAACUUCAGGAUGCUAGGACUUAAACUGGAAGGAUCAAGGGCCAGCAUAAGGAACUAUUGCGCAACACCAAUAGUGCAUAGCGCGGGAAACGGAGUCCACUCAGCAGAUAUGAGCAGAGUAGUGAAGAAAACAAUACGUCAAUUAAAACUCACUUGCCUAGCCUCAAAAGUGAUCCGGUGCUUUUUUUAUGUGGUUAUCAGCAAAGACAAAGUAACAGCGCACCAGCCAGGAUCCAACGCGUCGAGUUCUCAUCGCUCAGGAUUAAAGUGGGGUAUGUUUAACAGAACACUGUUCCCGUGUUUUAUUUAUAUUAUUAUAUAUGCGUAUAUUCUCGUGCCAAUUUUAUUUUUAUACGGUCAGGUAUAAAAAAAUAUUUUAUUGUAAACCUCUUCCAGGCAAUGUACUUUAUUAUUAGAAAUUAACUUUUCAGCGGCGAGUAUUCGCCUUGUUUUUUAUAUGCAAAGACAAGUGACGUGCGCACCGUUUUCCGGUGAAGAAUUUGAUACUCCCCGCUAAAAACAAUUAUAGUCAACUUAUCAAAUUCUUUGUAUGCUAGCCUUUAGUUUUUGUAUUACAUAUGAUACUAGCCAACCACAUGUUAAUAGUUUAAGCUACAACAAAAUAAGUAGGUAAACAUUUCCAAAAGGGGUGCUUACGGGAGAAGUGUAGUAGGUCAAAAACGAUGACAUAACGUUUGACGUUUAAUCUUGACAAACGCGGAUCGUAUAGUGAACAACUGUGUGAGAUGCAUCAUUUUCAACAAGAAACUUGGCAAGAAGGAAGGAUUCCUAAGCUGUAUUGAUAAAGGUGAUCAACCCCUUCACACGCUGCACGUUGAUCAUUUGGGCCCAUGGAUGCUACGGGAAAACAGUACAAGUACAUAUUUGCGAUGGUGGAUUCAUUUACAAAGUUUAUAUGGCUGUUCCCAACGAAAACUACAAGCUGUGAGGAGACACUGAAGAAGUUAAAGAUUUGGUCAGAAGUUUUUGGCAACCCCGUGAGGAUGGUUUCGGACAGAGGCUCCGCUUUCACAGCCAACUUGUUUGCAGAACAUAUGAAGGAAAACGGAAUCGAGCACGUUUGGAGUACAACAGGGGUUCCACGUGGAAAUGGACAAGUUGAAAGGGUGCAUCGUACAAUUUUGUCGAUUAUUUCAAAGAUGUCGGCGGAUGAACCAGCCAAGUGGUUUAAGGCAGUGCCAGACGUGCAGAGAGCGGUCAAUUCACACGUACAUGCAUCAACCAAGAAGUCACCAUUUGACCUGCUAUUCGGAGUGCAGAUGAACAAUAAGCCAAUGGAUCGUAUUCUACAGCUUUUGGAGGAGGAGAUGUAUUUGAAUUUUGACGAGCAACGACAGCAACUGAGAAAGGAUGCAAAGAUCGAGAUUCAACGCGCACAGGAAUCUUAUAAAAGGAAUUUUGACCUUAAGCGGAAACCAGAAGUCGCAUAUAAAGUAGGAGACCUAGUCGCUAUACGCCGGACACAAUUUGUUGCGGGAAAGAAGUUGGCUGGAGAAUAUAUGGGACCGUACGAAGUUUCAACUGUCAAGAGGAACGGCAGAUACGAAGUUCGAAAGGCAGCAGAUUUUGAAGGCCCAUGUAAGACUUCCACAAGUUGUGAUUACAUGAAGUUGUGGAGGUAUGUCCAGGACAAUGAGGAUGAUUGGUCAUCUGGGACAGAUGAAUAGUCAGGAAUGGCCGAAUGUAAGACGGGGUAUUGGGACUUCUCAACAAAAGCAGUACUCGAGUAGAUUUAAGAAGAGAUGCAGAAAAAGUAUUAAGACAGCAGAGCAGCAGCAGAGCGACAGAAGAGAGCAGUAGAAACAGCAGAGCGACAGAAGAGAGAAGCGACAGCAGAGAGCAGCAGCAGAGCGAGAGAAGGGGAUUCGGAGAGUAGAAGUCAGCAGAUACGGACGUCAGAGAACGAGUGAAGAAAGCAGAAAAAACAAAAGCAGAAAACUUAAACUAAACUUGUAACAUUCAUCGUUAAUAAUAAUACUGAUAUUUAAAUACCUAUAAUAAUAAAAACCAAAGUUGAGUAAAUCUCAUCUUACAUACAUAUGUAACUUACAAAUUAAUAAUGCAUGUUCCAGAAACAUAGACGCAGCGCAAGUUAGUUUCCAAAUGCUGCCACGCCCAGUCGAACGUCUAAAAUCCGCCCACACUUUUUGUUAUUUUUUUUAAUUUUUAUUAUUUAUUUCAUAUUUGGAAUGCCGGCGGGACCCAACCUCCAUCAUUCGGGUGGGACGGUCACAGUUCACCAAAGGGGUAUUGACCCCCAAAAUAUGGGAAAUCUAGAAACAUGACACCUAGGUGGGAACACUUUGUAUAGAAGACCGUUGUCCAGAGUAGCUAAGAAAAAGGCUCUAAGCCAGUAUAAAAAGACCUCAACCCGCCCAUAAAGAAUUUAGUUCUCGGGGUUCAGUACUCGAGAUACAUUUCUCGAGAGUCAAUAUUCAAGAGUCGAUUCUCAAGAUUCCCUUCUCGGGAAUCCCAUCCUCGGGAUUCUAUUCUCGGGAAGUCUAUCCACGAGCGGUAUCUACUCAAGUGAAGACUGUCUUAAACGCCAAGAACUUCAGGAUGCUAGGACUUAAACUGGAAGGAUCAAGGGCCAGCAUAAGGAACUAUUGCGCAACACCAAUAGUGCAUAGCGCGGGAAACGGAGUCCACUCAGCAGAUAUGAGCAGAGUAGUGAAGAAAACAAUACGUCAAUUAAAACUCACUUGCCUAGCCUCAAAAGUGAUCCGGUGCUUUUUUUAUGUGGUUAUCAGCAAAGACAAAGUAACAGCGCACCAGCCAGGAUCCAACGCGUCGAGUUCUCAUCGCUCAGGAUUAAAGUGGGGUAUGUUUAACAGAACACUGUUCCCGUGUUUUAUUUAUAUUAUUAUAUAUGCGUAUAUUCUCGUGCCAAUUUUAUUUUUAUACGGUCAGGUAUAAAAAAAUAUUUUAUUGUAAACCUCUUCCAGGCAAUGUACUUUAUUAUUAGAAAUUAACUUUUCAGCGGCGAGUAUUCGCCUUGUUUUUUAUAUGCAAAGACAAGUGACGUGCGCACCGUUUUCCGGUGAAGAAUUUGAUACUCCCCGCUAAAAACAAUUAUAGUCAACUUAUCAAAUUCUUUGUAUGCUAGCCUUUAGUUUUUGUAUUACAUAUGAUACUAGCCAACCACAUGUUAAUAGUUUAAGCUACAACAAAAUAAGUAGGUAAACAUUUCCAAAAGGGGUGCUUACGGGAGAAGUGUAGUAGGUCAAAAACGAUGACAUAACGUUUGACGUUUAAUCUUGACAAACGCGGAUCGUAUUGUGCAGCCCGCGACGAUCCACCAGGCAUGCGGACGCAUGAAGGGGAGGGAAUGUGGCCGAAACAAUGCCCGAUCGUUUUACAAUCAAGCUACAGCUUAGCUAGUGUGGCAGUGAGGACUGCUGACUGACGAAUGGUACGAACUUUUACAGGCACUUCUAAUAUAUAUUCUCGUUAUGUUGGAGAGGUGAGGGGCUUACCAAGAUCCCACGACCCAAAACCGACGAGCUUACGAUGGCAACCUGGAAUCUAAACAUCGGAUGCCCCUCCCUAACCUUUCUGUCGUGCCUCGGGUAGUCAGGGACGGCCAGGGUCGUCCAGGAAAUUUAUUUGUUUUAGGACAGUGGUGCUAUUGUGGGAUCCCCGACCCGAGUCCCAGUGAUAAGGCUCAAAGUUUCAACCUUAAUUAGGCUUAUAAAGAGAUGAUUUAUUUUAAUUUCUACAUGGAAUAAUAUGGUAGGGAAUGGUACGGCUGCGGGGCUGGCUCGGUGCGGUCGGCGCGGGGCUUCUCGCGUCUGAGGUCCGGUAUCCGUGGGUGGAGCUUGUCGCGUCUGGAUCCUAGGUGGGAACACUUUGUAUAGAAGACCGUUGUCCAGAGUAGCUAAGAAAAAGGCUCUAAGCCAGUAUAAAAA
Molecule: messenger RNA, 8707 nt
Organism: Drosophila yakuba
Lineage: Eukaryota; Metazoa; Arthropoda; Insecta; Diptera; Drosophilidae
Exons: 3
Coding region: 1-1602 (533 amino acids)
Biological process (GO): proteolysis; positive regulation of cytoplasmic translation
Cellular component (GO): cytoplasm
Molecular function (GO): aspartic-type endopeptidase activity; zinc ion binding; mRNA binding
Source: RefSeq, a predicted model, not a curated record